AUGUCAGCCAUCAACGAGGCUGCAGCUCCUUCUGGCGCCACCGAUGCAGUUCUGAAGCCCUCUGAGCCCGUGCCCGAAGGUGCCAAAGAAGUCCAGGGUAUCGACUUCAAUCAGUAUGCAAACCGGAGCAUCACCGUAGAGGAGCUUAUCGCAGGAUAUUCGAACAUGGGAUUUCAGGCGACAUCAGUUGGAGAAGCAGUUCGGAUCAUAAACGGCAUGCGCGCAUGGAAGGACCCGGAAACCAAUGAGGGAACGACGAUCUUCCUAGGAUACACGUCCAACCUGAUCUCUUCCGGUCUUCGGGAAACACUGCGAUACCUGGUACAACACAAACACGUCUCUGCCAUUGUCACAACGGCUGGUGGGGUCGAAGAAGACUUCAUCAAAUGUCUCGCACCGACAUAUCUUGGAGCCUUCUCCACUCCCGGUGCCGGCUUGCGCGCCAAAGGCAUGAACAGGAUAGGCAAUCUUGUUGUACCGAACAGCAACUACUGUGCCUUUGAAGACUGGGUUGUGCCAAUCCUCGACAAAAUGCUGGAGGAGCAGGAAGCGAGCAAGAAGACGGACGAGCCAAUGCACUGGACACCGAGCAAGAUGAUUCAUCGUCUAGGUAAAGAGAUCAACGACGAACGGUCGGUGUAUUACUGGGCAUGGAAGAACGACAUUCCCGUAUUCUGUCCGGCUUUGACUGACGGUAGUCUUGGCGACAUGCUGUACUUCCACACCUUCAAAGCAUCACCAGAGCAGCUGCGAGUCGACAUCGUGGAGGAUAUUCGCAAGAUUAACACCAUUGCCGUACGUGCAAAGAGGACGGGCAUGAUUGUGCUGGGUGGGGGUAUCGUCAAGCAUCACAUUGCCAAUGCCAACCUGAUGCGCAACGGUGCAGAGAGCGCUGUAUACGUCAACACAGCCCAGGAGUUCGAUGGGAGCGAUGCAGGAGCACGGCCAGACGAAGCUGUGAGCUGGGGAAAGAUCAAGCUUGACGGCGACAGUGUGAAGGUGUACGCAGAGGCUACGGUGGUAUUCCCGCUCAUAGUAGCUGCGACGUUUGCGAGUGUGCAGCGGACAGAAGGCCCUCCACACUCACCGAGCCACCUCCAAUAUGCGCAAACGCCAUCUGCUCCACAACCUCUACAACAACCGACCGACGCAGACAUGAGCACAUCAGCUCUCACAUUGCCGCCUGUCGGCCAGAGACACGACCGGGAGGAUGCAGAGAUGCAAGAUGGAGAAGGCUUGACAAACGGACAAGCACAAGUCGAGCAAGCUUCUGCAGCACCCGCUGAAUCUUCCACCAACAUUGUUGCUGUCGAGGUCGAGGUCGCGGCCGUCGACGAGGACGUUAUGGACACGACACCGGACACAGACCAGCAGCUCGUGCUACCAAAUGGCUCAGCAAGUCAGACCAUCCCUUCCGCUGCUCGGUCACCUUCACCCACAGCAAAUGGCGCCGGCAGAGGAGAGGUAGGCAUCAUUGUGCAGACUGAACCUGCUGCUGCAGCAGAUGAUGCGACGCAGACCGAGCCUCCUCCCCCGAUCGUUCCUCCUCUUCUCUUCGAUCCAGACCUUCAGCCUCCACCGCCACCUCCGCCGCCUGUCGACCCUGCGGGAUCCGAGUCGGACUCGUCAGAUGAUGAAGAUGGCAUGCACCCGUGGCACCCCAUACAAGAAGACAUCUCCUCACCAGAUGAGAUGGAGCUGAAGGAGAUUGAGGCCUCCUCAGAACAUAGUGCUUUGGACCACGAGUACUGGGAGAGCCUUGCGUUUCUGCCUGUGGAGGAGCCGGAGUACACAGUGGGCGUCAGUGGACGGAUCGACUGGACCAUUGAAUCCUACAAUGGAACACGGGAGCACCCAAAUCGUGAAAUCGUCAUGAAGUCGGAGCCUGUCACUAUUGGUGGCCACCAGUGGCAGAUCAAGUUCUACCCGAAGGGCAAUGACUCGGACUAUCUGAGUGUAUACCUCGAAUGCCUCAGCGUUGUGGACCCAUCUUUGAAAAAGAAGGAAAGCCGUGUCGAUUCUGUGGCUAAAGAUGGCGUCGAGGAAACGACAAGUGAGGAUGUUCCAGCGGACGUUCCCGUGCAGGCCGUCGAACACCAAUACACACCUUUACCGCUCCUGGGAUCCAAGCAGCUGCCCAAACGAAAGAGCGUUGCAGCACAGGUCUCAGUCGUCAUGUACAACCCUACCGAGCCUCGCGUCAAUUACUCAAGGACCGCACUGCAUCGUUUCUGCAAUGGCUCGCCUGAUUGGGGGUGGACCAGGUUCCAUGGCCCAUACUACGAUAUUCCACAUCGCCUGCGAGGUCAACGACAAGCGCUUCUUCGUGAUGACAAGCUCGCAUUCACCGGCUACGUUCGAAUCAUCGAAGACGAGACUGCCUGCUUAUGGGAGCACCAUAGCCGAGAGAACCCUUGGGACAGCUUUGCGAUGACUGGUCUGCAGGGACUGAUGCUUGGUGAAGACGCUAGCGCUCCUGGCGGGAACAUGAUAUCGGCCAUCGCAUCGUGGAUGCUGUUCAAGCCGUUCAGGAAGCUUUUGUACAGCGCACAUGCGCCUGACCCGGAAGAAGAACCAACACAGGUGGAGCCUGGCGCCGGCGCAGUAGCACUAGAUGAUCUGCUUGACGCUCUUGAGUGGUACGGUAUCCAUGAUCGCAUCGACAAGCUCGAUGUCAUCGAAACAUGGGAGGUGUUGCGUGUGAAGCUUGAGGAAGAGUUGCGUAACAUGCCUGAAGCUGCCGCUUUCGAGACCAUGUGUGGACCGAAGCGUAAUCACAGCGUUGGUGUCCCAAGCUACCGAGUGCCUGUGGUGGGCGUUGAGAACAUGCAAGACGCGAUCAACAAAUCGACUGAUUUCACAACACCAGGACAAGAUCUGCCUCAACUGCUCACAAUCGAGUUGGAACGGCAGGAGUUUGAUUCUAAGACACGCUCGUAUGUGAAGCUGCUCAACAAAGUCACAUUAGACGAUCAUGUCCGGGUUGGUGGUGUGCAAUACACGCUCUACGGCUUCGUGGUCCACAAACAGACCCUCCAGUGGUACAGCUAUUCAGACAGCAAAGACGAGAACCACGUCAAAUGCCUCACCAAAAGGCAAGCUGUCGAUGCUCAUGAGGGCAAAGCUGGUACCAAUCGAAUUGAUGGCAGCGAUCCUGUCGCAUACAUUGUCAUGUAUGUUCGUGAUGAUACAACUGGCCUUGCCUUCGAAACAAGCGCCAAGUCCGAGCAGUGGGAGGUGCCCAAGUGGAUACGGACCGAUGUGGAGAAAACAAGAAACUCACGCAUCAUGGUUCCGUUGCCUCCCCCACCACCACCAAUCGAUGAACCGGCUCCAGUAGCCGACAGCGAGGAUCAGACUUCGGAAAAGGAGAUUGAGGAAUCAGCAGAGGCAGCCGAUUUUCAAGUAAUCGACUCCCGUUGUUUCCUACAGCAUGAGGGUCCCGGCACCUUCGAAGUCUACGGGUCGAAAUGGACCGCAAGCAGCGCCAAGCAUGUACACACGAUUCAGCUGUCACGUAAAGACAGUUGCGAUGAGAUUCGCAGUAAGAUUGCGUCAGUCAUCGAAGAAGUCAAAGAUCCUCGACAGAUCAAGUUUUGGUUCUUGGAUCCAUUACGAGGCUCCCAAGGCCGCCCCAACCUCUCGAGCACCGGCAAGAUGGAGUACUCUAGUGGUAGCUAUGAUCGCUUUAUGGAGCUGAAGGAGCGGAAGUUCGAUCAGUCAAGCUUUGCAUGCCGCCGCUUGUGGGUGCAUAUUAUAGACCACGCCGACCUGCCGGCACUUCCUCAAGAGGUGGAGAAGGUCCAAGAGACCGUCGAGGUACCGUUGUCAACGAUCAAUGACAAUAUCGUUGUGAUCAAUGCUGAGCCUGAGACGGACCUCACCCCUGUGGAAGUCGCUGCACGCUCCGAAGAUACGCCAAUGAGCGAGCCUGACGAACCUGAGCCGGAACCAGUCGUGCCUGUACAGCCGAGACCUCAGACACCAACCGCAGUACCCCUGGCCAACAUCCUAGGUACCGAUGAACCGAUGAUUGAAGAUGUUCAUGACGAGCCCGAGGCUCUAGAACCUCAUGUGUUGGUAGCUCCAACGGUGCCCGGCGAUACAGAAAUGGGUGGUACACAGGAUGACCUACCUCCUCCGCCUCCACCACCAGUCGACCUGCCGACAGGUUUCGUGCCGCCACCACCGCCACCACUAGAAGGUACUCCUAGCCCGGAGCCUCCGGCGGAUGAGAUCUACUUCUUCUUGAAAUUCUUCAACCCGGACAAGCAAGUCCUUGAGGCUCGCGGCACGUACAUUGUCAAGAAAUCUGCCAGAGUAGAUGAGACCCUUGUGACCUGUCUUGGCUUGCCCAUGGAGGAUAAGAAGAAGAUCGACAUCUGGGAAGAAGAGGAGCUGAACACCCUUCGACCGAUCAAGAACCGUCGGUCAUUCCUUCAAGUUGAUCUGCACAGCACCUCGGUCAUUAUCGUUGCAAUGCCCCAAACAAGCGAACAACGCAGCGCCCUCGCGGCCCGUGCUGCCUUCACAGAUCCACACUCCUUCCUCGCCUACCGGGCGUUUGCCCGCAAUUUCCCCUCCCACCUUAACGGACACUUUACAUACAACUACUUCUCCUCCGAGUAUUACAAGGGCGAGAUCAAGAACGGCCACCGCCACGGUCACGGCAAGAUGUUCUACCACAGCGGCGCAACCUAUGAAGGCACGUUUCAGCUCGGCCAACGCCAUGGUCACGGUCUCUACACCUUCCAGAACGGCGACACAUACGACGGUGAUUGGGUAGACAAUCAACAACACGGAUCUGGCACCUUCGUUGAGGCUGCGACGGGUAACACAUAUGUUGGCGGCUGGAAGAAUGACAAGAAGUUCGGUGAGGGAGUCACGCACUGGAAGAAUGCGCAAGAGGAAGAGCGUCUGUGUCGUAUCUGCUGGGAGGAUGCGGCGGAUGCGGCUUUCUAUGACUGCGGGCAUGUGGUGGCGUGCUUGCAGUGUGCGAGGGAGGUGCAGAAUUGUCCAGUCUGCAGGAAGAGGGUGAUGUGCGCCAUGAAGCUUUACUACGUGGCUUGA
Macroventuria anomochaeta is the source of this 5070-nucleotide messenger RNA. Its product is annotated as DS-domain-containing protein. The transcript has 6 exons. Gene Ontology annotation, molecular function: protein binding; deoxyhypusine synthase activity. The coding region runs from base 1 to 5070 and encodes 1689 amino acids. Lineage: Eukaryota; Fungi; Ascomycota; Dothideomycetes; Pleosporales; Didymellaceae. Gene Ontology annotation, biological process: peptidyl-hypusine biosynthetic process. The record is from RefSeq and is a predicted model, not a curated record. Gene Ontology annotation, cellular component: cytoplasm.